Strongylocentrotus purpuratus (purple sea urchin) is the source of this 1384-nucleotide messenger RNA. RefSeq lists its product as uncharacterized. The record is from RefSeq and is a predicted model, not a curated record. NCBI's taxonomy places the organism in Eukaryota, Metazoa, Echinodermata, Echinoidea, Camarodonta, Strongylocentrotidae. Bases 11 to 1384 code for a protein of 457 amino acids. The transcript has 5 exons.
CCACAGCAUUAUGGAGCCUUUGCAGGAAAUCGAGCUGAUAUCACUAGCUGAAGACAUAGGUCCGGGCAAAUACUCAAAACUGUGCAACAGUCUUGGGUAUUCCUAUGCAGUAAGCCAAUCACACAUCGUAAAACAUCUCAACAACGUCAAUGAAGCUCUGGUAGAGCUCCUCAUCAAAUGGAAUUAUAACCAAAGAGACGGCACCGAAACUCGAUCCAUACUAGCAAGCAAGCUCCGUGAAUUACGACUUGUUGAAUUAGGUGAAAGACUAUCAGAAGGUAAAUAUAUACCCAACCAGCAGGACUCACAUGACCACGAGAAGACUCCAUUGCAGACUAGCCCAGGUAUGGCGGCUCAUGAAGGUAUCGCCAAUGACCUUAUCUGCAAGCUGGCUGAGGAUAUCGAGACGGGUGAGCAGAUGGAGGCCUUAGGACGAACACUCGGAUUCAAGGUCGCAGAAAUCAAUAGAUACACAGAAACCAACAGGAUAGAAGGACGGGUGACUUGUAAGGGAACACGUGAUAUGCUGUUUGACUGGAGACAGAAUGUGAAGCCUUGCAACCAGCAUCCCAGGCUGAAACAAGCUCUCAUUGACUCUAAGCUAGUAAUGCUUGCGGAUACAUAUCUCAAGGGGACACCAAGUAAUCCAGGUAUCUACAGCAAGAAGAUCUCGGCAUCAUUGACUGUUCAGCGAUGUCGCGAAAAGUUAGAGAAUAAGUACCGAGAUCAAUUGUGCAAAAUUCAAAUGAAACCGUGGGAUCAAAGUGAUUAUGCUGAGUUCGAAGACAUGCACACGGUUGUCACAAUGGUGAAGAAGGACGCUAGCGGACAAGACACGAAAAAGAAGGAAAUACUCCAGGGUUCUGUUCCUGAAAUAUUUUCAACGAAAGUAAACGGAAGACUUCCAGCUCGAAUCCUCAUUUCGGCACCAGCUGGACGAGGGAAGACCACGGCUGUUGCUAAGAUGGCUUACGACUGGGUUCACAAAGAAAAGGGGUCAGCAUUAGAACACCUGCCACUUCUGUUUGUUGUAAAGUUUCGAAACACAGGUCAUCUCACAUCGAUCGGAGAAGCCAUCAAAUCCCAGCUUUUGAGUGAUGUUGAGGAUCUCACACCAGAGGGUCUGGAGAGUUUCAUUAGAGAGAAUCAGGGUAUCUGCCACAUCAUACUAGACGGACUAGAUGAAUAUGCGGGUAUUUCUUCUUCCCAGCGAAUCUCAGAGAGUAACAUUUUCCGUGUCAUCCGUUUGGAAGAAUUUCCAGAGUGUCGAGUCCUUGUAACAACACGCCCUCAUCUAGAGUACUUCUUUGAUCAAGCGGAACUUCCAAGGGUAUACACAAAGAUGUGGAUAGAAGGAUUCUCACAAGAGACGGACAUGAUUUGA